This is a messenger RNA of Polypterus senegalus (gray bichir), 981 nucleotides long. Its product is annotated as eukaryotic translation initiation factor 1A, X-chromosomal. Gene Ontology annotation, biological process: translational initiation. NCBI's taxonomy places the organism in Eukaryota, Metazoa, Chordata, Cladistia, Polypteriformes, Polypteridae. Gene Ontology annotation, molecular function: translation initiation factor activity; RNA binding. The record is from RefSeq and is a predicted model, not a curated record. Gene Ontology annotation, cellular component: cytoplasm. The coding region runs from base 201 to 635 and encodes 144 amino acids. The transcript is spliced from 7 exons.
UGUGUAGUUCUGAAGCGUGAGGCCCCUGGGUAGUAGUGGUGAAGACGUUGCCUUCUGUGGACUUCCUGAGGAAGGGCUGAAGUGUUUCAGGACUGUGUCUGUUUUUGAUUUAAUGUCAGUUCUUUCCAUUAUUUAAGGAAGGUUGUAAGCCUAUCGUGAUUUGUUUAAUUUUUGAGCGCCACUUUUCAGUUUGGACAAAAAUGCCUAAAAAUAAAGGUAAGGGAGGAAAAAAUCGGAGACGUGGUAAGAAUGAGAAUGAGUCUGAAAAAAGAGAAUUGGUGUUUAAAGAAGAUGGACAAGAAUAUGCCCAGGUGAUCAAAAUGUUAGGAAAUGGUAGGCUGGAAGCGAUGUGUUUUGAUGGCGUUAAGCGGCUGUGCCAUAUCAGAGGCAAAUUAAGAAAAAAGGUUUGGAUUAACACAUCAGAUAUCAUUUUGGUUGGGUUGAGAGAUUACCAGGACAACAAAGCAGAUGUUAUUCUAAAGUACAAUGCGGAUGAAGCUAGAAGCUUGAAAGCGUACGGAGAGCUUCCAGAGCAUGCUAAAAUUAAUGAAACCGACACCUUUGGUCCUGGGGAUGAUGAUGAAAUCCAGUUUGAUGAUAUUGGAGAUGAUGAUGAAGACAUUGAUGAUAUCUGAUGUGGAGUGUUUAUUCCAUUUUUGUUCUUCGUGUUGUCCCAUCCUGUCCUGUUUGUGCUGUGGACUUUCAGCAAGAACCCUAAAUCAGGAUCCCCAACCCCAGGAUACACCAGAGUGAGGAUAAAAAAUGCUCUGCUGCAUUUCUUUUAAUGUAUUUAUAUAUUCUUUCAAAAGAAGCGAAAACUUUAAAGCUGAGUAUAGAGUGAAUUUACAAUAAAAAAAAUCAAACCCUGUAUUUUUUAUUUUUUGUAUUUUUAUUUCUUUCAUUUUUGUUUGAAAGUGUAUAGAAUUGUAGCAGUAGUUGCAGUCACUCGACUUAUUGUUCAUUCUUCCGCAGGUAAACUAU